Mycena indigotica is the source of this 1341-nucleotide messenger RNA. RefSeq lists its product as uncharacterized. NCBI's taxonomy places the organism in Eukaryota, Fungi, Basidiomycota, Agaricomycetes, Agaricales, Mycenaceae. The transcript has 2 exons. The record is from RefSeq and is a predicted model, not a curated record. The coding region runs from base 1 to 1341 and encodes 446 amino acids.
AUGCUCUUCCUCCUCGCCCUCACCGCCGCCAGCCCACGCGACACCACUCCCCCCGCCACCGGGCCCGCCGACGGCUGCGGCGGCAGAACGCUCUACGACAUCAUCUGGGGGUGUCUGGUCACCAUCUUCGCCUGCGUCUGGGUGUCGGUGCACCCAAACGUGCCGCCGAAACCCGCGGUUGCGGAGCCCUCGCACAACAGCAGCAUCUGGACGCGGGUUUUCUGGAAAAUACGGCACGGCACACUUGCCUUCCGCGCGCGGCUGCAGCUCAUGCUUGUCGGCAUUCUGGCGCCGGAGCUCAUCGUAGGGCUGGCGCUAAGACAGCGCGCGAUGGCGAAGGAGUUCUCGGAAGUAUUCAAAGUGUCUAUGACCCACGGAUUCUUCAUCGGGAUGGGCGGAUUCGUUGACAUCAACGGCCACCCGCUCGUGUCGAGUAAACAAUUCACGGGCCGCUCGCUCACGUUGUGGGCAAGGGCCAACUACCUCACGAACCGCACCUUCCCCGCGCUCGGCGCCAUCCAGCGCGUCCCUCGGGGCGCUCUUACCGACAAGAGCAAAGGCGACGUGUACAGCAAGGCCAUCGCACUCAGCCAGUGCCUCUGGUUCGUCCUGCAAUGUCUUGCGCGGGCAGCGCAGCACCUCCCGCUGACCCAACUGGAGGUCAUCACGCUCGCGUUUACCGCGCUCAACUGCUUCACGUGGGUCUUGUGGUGGGACAAGCCGCUUGAUGUCAGCGAGGCCAUCGUGAUCACCUACGAAGCUGCGCGCGACCCCUGGGACCAGGACUCGAUAGAGUCUGCACCCACCGCGGAACCGUUGCAGGCGAGCCGGCGGGCGAGGUUUCUCCGCAUACUGGGCUUCCCCUUCGGCCCCGCCGACGACCUCUUCCGGCCCGAGACCGCCGCUAGCGUGCCCACUUUCUGGUACACCGUCUGGGACGACAUCUCCUUCACGCUGGAGGGGCGCUGCUUGCUGCACGAGUUCCUCAUUGCAGGCCUCUUCGGAGCCAUCCACUGUGCCGCCUGGCGCGGGCGCUUCAAUUCCUCCCCGGAAAUGUGGCUCUGGCGCGGGGCGGCGACGGCGCUCGCGGCGAUCCCGCUCGCGGCGGCUGCGCUGCUUUUCGUGGGUGAAGAUGGAGUAAGUCGUGAUAUGAAGCUCACGUUGCGGAUGAGCAAUGCGCAGACGACAUAUACGCGACUCGCGGCUUUUGUUUUGUGGGCGCUGCUGCUCUACAUCCCUGCAAGACUUGCCACGCUGGUCCUCCCGCUGAUGGCCCUGCGAUCCGUCGAGCCUGCAGCUUUUGUGGACGUCAAUUGGACGAUGUAUAUUCCCCAUGUGUAG